Messenger RNA from Vicia villosa (hairy vetch), 765 nucleotides. RefSeq lists its product as uncharacterized. The transcript has 3 exons. Bases 135 to 494 code for a protein of 119 amino acids. Gene Ontology annotation, molecular function: metal ion binding. The record is from RefSeq and is a predicted model, not a curated record. NCBI's taxonomy places the organism in Eukaryota, Viridiplantae, Streptophyta, Magnoliopsida, Fabales, Fabaceae.
UUUUAUUGCAAUUCUCAUUUUUCUGCCAACCCCACCAGGCACCAACAAGUGAUGAAAUUGUUCUAUCAACUCAAGAUGAGACUCAACUUGCAAACUCAGUAAAAAAAAAGAACAUAGAAAUUUCUUCAAGAAGUAUGGCUUUUAAAGACUGUUCUAAAAGAAGGGAGGUUCAGAAAUCAGCAGCUGGUAUAAAAGUCUCAAAGAGUUUUCCUCUUUCUAGUCUUGCAUCUUUGGAGUCUUUGUCCUUGCCACUGGUGCAAGAGGUUGUUCUUUCUGCGGAUAUGAAAUGUGAGAACUGCCAGAAGAGAGUUUCUGAUAUUAUUACAAAAAUGAAUGCAGAAACUGAGUCCAUAGUGGUGAAUGUAUUGGAAAAGAAAGUGAUACUUACUUUUAGAAUAUCAUCAACUAGACAUGUUGGUAAAGUUAUCUCACACAAAGUAGUUACACCUAAAGUUGCCAUUAUCAAACGGAUAUUCCGGUCAUCCAAUGGUUAGAAAGGAAGCACAUGUGCAUAAGAUUCUAUAGAUUGAGUUGAUAAUGUACAGCACAUAGUUUUUGGAGUAUUCAUGAUUGAAUUUGUUUUGUGAUUGCUUGCUCAACAUGGAUAGUCACAAAUAGAGAUGAAGGGAUUUUAUUGAAUUUUUGUGUUUGAAUAAAUUCUUAGUUUAUAGAGAUGAGAAACACAUUUAACUCAUUUCAACAUAAUGCAAUAUUUGGUAGCUUUUCUUACACUUUGAGAAUAAGAAUUAAUAUGAUGCUUCAAUU